CAUUUUGAGAGACGUUACUUGUGGACAGCUGCUGUCUCAACUACAAACAGGAGGAGGACACGAAGAGACAGCUGUGAAGAAGAAAAUGCCGCUGCUGGUGACAGACUACAGCUGGACACAGACAGAGGGGACAGUCUGCAUCAGUGUGCCUUUAAAAGGAGCCAAAGCGGGGAAAGUGGACAUCCUGUCCACAGAUGAAUACAUCAAGCUGCAUUUCCCACCGUAUCUGUUUGAAGCCUUCCUGUUUGAACCUGUUGAUGAUGAGAGGAGCACAGCAAAGGUUGGAAACGGAGUUGCAGUCAUCAGUUUGCCAAAAAGGACCAAUAAAAUGUGGCAGCAUCUGAUGAUAAAUACAGAUGAUAAAGAGAAAAAGAAGGAGAUCAGAGAAAGAGCUCUGCUGAAAUACCAACAAAAACUUUCCUCAGAGUCCAAAACCAAAGCAGAGCGAAAGCAUGCAGAGAAGAAAUAUGCACUGGAGACAAUGAUGAAGCUUGAAAAAGAGGAAAGAGACAGUAUCCAGGGAAUGAAGGACAGAGAGCGAGAGAAAACCACCACAGAGUUGGCUGAAUGGCAGCUGAGACAGAAAGAAAAAGCAGAUGAAGAGCUAAAACUCCAAAGUCAGAGAGUCAAAAACAAACCGAAGGCUCUGACAGAGAAGCAGAACCUCGGAUGUUCAGAUGGAGAAAAGGUCAAAAUUAAUCAAAGAGGCGACAGCAAAGCAAAGAGCAAGAGAAAACAAGCGGACCUGCCCGCUCCGAGACUGAGCGGAAACAUUCAAGUCACAUUUACCCCUCGAGUUUUCCCAACAGCCCUCAGGGAGUCAAGAGUGCCAGAGGAGGAAGAGUGGCUGAAGAAACAAGCUGAAGCCAGGCGUGCAGUGAGUGCAGACAUUGAAGAGCUGAAGGACCUGAAAGAGGAGGAGAGGAACCCCGACUGGUUAAAGGACAAAGGAGACAAAUGUUUUGCGACCGGGGACUUCCUGGGUGCAGUGAACGCCUACAGCCUGGCGAUCAGGCUCAACAGAAAGAUCCCUGCGCUGUAUUCAAACAGGGCCGCUUGUCAUCUGAAGUUAAAAAACCUUCACAAGGCCGUCGAGGAUUCCUCUCAGGCACUUGAUCUGUUGACUCCACCAGUUGCUGCUAAUGCAGCUGCCAGAGCCAGAGCCCACGUCCGCCGAGGGUCUGCUCUCUGCCAGCUACAGCUCUACGCAGAAGGGCUGCAGGACUUCCAGGCUGCUCUGAAGAUCGACCCUCAUAAUGAAGCUCUGCAGGCAGACACACAGAGCAUCAGAGACAUUAUUCAAGGCUCUGCAGCUGACCCCACGACACACUGA
Molecule: messenger RNA, 1333 nt
Organism: Plectropomus leopardus (leopard coralgrouper)
Lineage: Eukaryota; Metazoa; Chordata; Actinopteri; Perciformes; Serranidae
Gene: dnaaf4
Product: dynein axonemal assembly factor 4
Biological process (GO): epithelial cilium movement involved in extracellular fluid movement; outer dynein arm assembly; heart development
Molecular function (GO): nuclear estrogen receptor binding
Source: RefSeq, a predicted model, not a curated record